Molecule: messenger RNA, 2883 nt
Organism: Chironomus riparius
Lineage: Eukaryota; Metazoa; Arthropoda; Insecta; Diptera; Chironomidae
Source: the annotation of a GenBank genome assembly
AUGAAUAUUGUGAAAAUUGCAGUAGUUGGUGAUUCUGUAGUCGGAAAAACGUGCUUGAUUUAUCGGUAUUGCCACGACAUAUUUUUGGAACAGGAUAAUUCACUGAAUAUUGACAAAGAAGAAACAGAAGUUACUAUAGACGGGACAAACUACACUAUAAAUCUAGUAGAACCAAAAACUGAUGAAGAUGCAAAUCGAUAUCGUCCGUUUUAUUAUAAAAAUUCAAAAGUCAUAAUUUUAUGCUUUGGAAUUGAAGAUAGACUAUCAUUUGAAAAUAUUUCCAAUAAAUGGAUACCUGAUUUGAAGCAUUUAUCAUGCAAGCCAAUUUCUUUUAUUCUCGUCGCUACGAAAAUUGACCUAAGAGACGAUUCGAAUUCCUCAGAAGCAUUUAUAAAAACAGCAGAAGGUGAAGGUCUUGCAAAGAAAAUUGGUGCAAGAAGAUUCAUUGAAUGCUCGGCAAUGAGCAAUGUAGGAGUCAAAGAUGCGAUUGAAGAGGCUUUGCGUGUUGCCACUGAUAAAACGACGAAUGGAAGUGAUUCAGCAACGAAUGAUGAUGAUUAUGCUGAAAGUGUUCUUAGAAAGAUCGAGAAUGAGCAAAGACUAGCGAAAAAGCGAAAAUUUGCAAAAAUAAGUGAAGGAUUUAGUUUAUUUACAUAUUUUUUCUUUAUUUUGAUAAGAGUUGUGCUAGUCUUUGUUCCUCAAUACGGAUACAUCCAUCCUGAUGAGUUUUUCCAGUCGUCUGAAGUGAUCUCAGGAGAAGUCUUUGAGCUGGAACAUACUAGGACUUGGGAAUUUAACAGUACAAUGCCAAUCAGAAGUUAUGCCAUCCCAUUUAUAUACCUUAAAAUUCCAAUGGUUGUCUUAAAGUUCAUUCUAAUGUUUACAAAAAUGCUUUUCGGCAUUGAUCUGCUUACAUCGUACAUUAUCUUAGUAUUUCCCCGAAUCAUCAUCUGUCUCAUCUCAUUCCUGAAUGACUAUAGCAUUUAUCAAAUUUGUCGAGCUUAUAAUUUGAAAUAUGACAUUAGACUUGUGACAUUCGCCAGUUCAGCUGUUGUGCUUACGUUUGGAAUAAGAACAUUCUCAAAUACAAUCGAGAUGACAUUGUGUUCGCUUCUUUUAUAUUUGGUUAGUGACUGUAUGAUACUCUCUAAUACCGUCAUCUAUCAAAAGGAAUUUCUCGAGGAGAAAUAUGAGAAUGCAAAAAAUAUUGGUGAUCGUGUGAAGUAUUUCAAGAUGAGAAUGUCAUUACCGCAUCAUUCAUACAGUAAAUGUGCCAUGAUAUCAUCAAUAUGCGUUAUCGGCAUCUUCAAUCGUCCAACCUUUAUAUGCUUUGGAUUACCGCUUGUAUUCUUCUGGAUGCUACGCGGUAUGGGAACAUCCAAAACUGUCACAUUUACAGACUUUAAUUUAAGAAUGCUAUUUUUCAUCACAAGCACACUGCCUUCAUUUUUCAUCAUCGUAAUCAUCGACUCGCUUUAUUAUGGCUAUUUAUCUUUAGCACAAAUUUAUAUUAUGGACAUAUCGAUUUACAGCUUUCUUGUUACGCCUGUAAAUUUCAUCAGAUACAACAUAAAUUCAAGCAAUACAGCAGCACAUGGAGAACAUCCCAAAUGGCUUCAUUUUCUAAUUAACAUUCCAUUAUUAUACAAUAUUCUAGGCAUCAUUGCGAUUGUAUCGUUCCUUAAUAUGUUCUAUAAGUUCUGUAGAAAGGAAUAUCAAAAUUUGCCACAAACACAAUCGUUUGUAUUCAUGAUGACAAGCGCAAUAUUCGCACCAAUAUUUAUGCUCUCGUUCUUUAAUCAUCAGGAACCGAGAUUUCUCAUUCCAAUCACAGCGCCUUUAAUUUUAUUACAUUCACCCAAAUUAAUUACAGGCGUGAAUAUAUCCAAUUAUUUAAGAGAAUCUAAUUGGAAUUUGGUGAGAUUUCUUUCAUCUUACGUGAAUGUAUCGGUGCGUGGCAGAGUAAUCCUUAAAAUCUGGUACAUGAUGAACAUUAUAUUCACAAUAUUCUUCGGAUUCAUCCAUCAAGCUGGUGUUGUUCAACUGACCGAUUACAUGUCAAGUUAUUACCAUCAAGAGAAUAUUAAGCAGAUUCAUCUUGUUACUAGUCAUAUUUACAACAUUCCCGAGUCACUUCUUGUCAUACCUAAUUCCAACAUUAUCCUUACAAAUCCCGAGACUGGAAUUAAGUAUAAAAGUUCACGUAGAUUCUUCAUCUAUGAAUAUGGAAGUAUGGACAUUGAGCAAAUGUUCAAACGGAUGAAAAUUGUCCUCGAUGCAGCUGAACUGAAAUUGAGGAUGAGAAAUGUGAAUUAUGAUGUUUUUAUUGCCAUUCCAUCCAGUCAAGCUUAUGAAUUAAAUCAAAUGUUUUACAAGCAUCAAAAAUUGAUUACGUACAAGGAGGAACAAAUAUUCUAUCCGCAUUUAUCUACGGAAGCAUUUCCGAAUUUCUACACGACCAUACAUCCGUGCGAGAUAAAUACAAAUGUCGAUGAACUGGAUGAGACAUGUGGUUUAGAAAAUUAUGAUGACAUUAAGGAUGAGUGGACAAUUCCAGGUGUUUUGAGGAGAGUUUCAUUGACUGCACAUCAAUUUGGACUUGCACUUUAUAAAGUUGAAAUAAGAAGGAAGAAGCAGCAAUUUUCGUAGUAGACGAUGUAUUUAUUUUUUAUUAAUUAUAGAAUGUCUAGUCACACUUUUACCUCUGCUUGUUUUGUUUCUGUUGAUGUUUUUCUUUCUAAUGAUGAUGAAAGCUUCUUUGCUUUUAUUGCUGUUUUUUACCUUUUAAGAAUUAAGAUCAUUCGUAGGUGUUUAAGGUUCAAGAGCGCGUUCUGAUUACAUUUAAAGUUUAAGCGCCUACCAAAUUUUAUAUUUUUAACGGUU